Messenger RNA from Phaedon cochleariae (mustard beetle), 600 nucleotides. The record is from the annotation of a GenBank genome assembly. Lineage: Eukaryota; Metazoa; Arthropoda; Insecta; Coleoptera; Chrysomelidae.
AUGGACAUCAACUACGUCCAAAUCAAGGAUAUGCGUCACGGCCAGAAAAACCUAAACGUAGUGUUUAUAGUGCUGGAGGUCGGCCACCCUAUAAUCACCAAAGAAAACCGCGAAGUUCGAACGUUCAAAGUGGCGGACCAAAGUGCCUGCAUCAACGCCAGCAUUUGGGACGAAGCGGGCCAACUUCUAGUGCCCGGGGACAUAGUAAGACUGACGAAAGGCUACGCUACCAUGUGGAGAAACUGCCUCACCCUGUACAUCUCGAAAAGCGGCGAAAUGCAGAAGAUAGGCGAGUUUUGCAUGGUUUUCAACGAACAGCUGAACAUGAGCGAGCCGACGCAAGUGCCACAAAUGCCCUCGGCCUGUGGGCCCCCACAUAGCUUACCUCUGAACAAUGGGACAAACAACGGUGCUGGUAGAGUGGGCCCCACGCAGCCCCCUGUGACUAGUUCGGCUCCAAUGGUGCACAAUAAUAUAGCAGGACCUGCGAAGUUGACUCCCAAUAGUACGGCUAGGGCUCCUGGGAAUGGGCCCCAGCAGGAUAACCAGAAGAGGCCCAGACAGAGGCAGCACAAAAAUAGGCACAAUCGGACUCCCUAA